Messenger RNA from Penicillium canariense, 1731 nucleotides. RefSeq names its product asparagine--tRNA ligase DED81. The record is from RefSeq and is a predicted model, not a curated record. Gene Ontology annotation, molecular function: asparagine-tRNA ligase activity; nucleic acid binding; ATP binding. Bases 1 to 1731 code for a protein of 576 amino acids. Lineage: Eukaryota; Fungi; Ascomycota; Eurotiomycetes; Eurotiales; Aspergillaceae. The transcript has 2 exons. Gene Ontology annotation, cellular component: cytoplasm. Gene Ontology annotation, biological process: asparaginyl-tRNA aminoacylation.
AUGGCGCCAUCUAUCUACAUCGACGAGGACGUCGGGCAUGACGACGCCUCCGCCGCCGGCACCGAGGCCGCUCCCUACAAGACCCUUAUCCAUGCCUUCGUGCAGCACGCCCCUACCACUGCGGGCAUUCAGUACCUCACGCGCAAGUCGCAGACAGACGCAGCCGGCGAGGAUGUCGACCCUGCCGCCAAGCUGGAGUGGAAGCCGGCGACCAAGUCGGCGAUGAAGAAGGCGACCAACCUGUGGGAGCAGCGCAAGAAGAAGGCCGCCAAGGAGCAGGAGCUGGCCAUCCGCGAGAAGGCCGAGGCGGACAAGCGGCACAAGGUGCUGGAGGAGGCGAAGAAGGUGGUCAUCACCGAGGACGCCUCGCUGCCCAAGCCCGUCCGCAUCCGCCUGGACGUCACCGACCCAGCCGUCGUCCAGCUGCGCACGACCGAGUCCGACGUCCCGGGCACCCGCGUCCGCGUGCUGGGCCGCGUGCACCGCAUGCGCGCGCAGAAAGACUACGUCUUCCUGACCCUCUCCGACGGCUACGGCUACCUCCAGUGCAUCCUGACCGGCGACCUGGUCAAGACGUACGAUAUCAUGACGCUGACGCUGGAGACCUCCAUCGCCAUCCACGGCGAGAUGCGCGCCGUCCCGCCGAAGCAGCAUGCCCCCCACAACCGCGAGCUGCACGCCGACUUCUUCACGAUCAUCGGCCGCGCGGCCGGCGACAAGGAGGCCAUCACCACGCGCGUGGCGCCGGACGCCGACCCGCAGACCCUCUACGACAACCGGCACCUGGUGCUGCGCGGCGAGACCUCCUCGUCCGUGAUGAAGGUGCGCGCCGCCACGCUGCGCGCCUUCCGCAAGACCUUUGAGGAAACCCGCAUGCUGGAGGUGACGCCCCCCGCCAUGGUGCAGACUCAGGUCGAGGGCGGCAGCACCCUGUUCGGCUUCGACUACUACGGCGAGAACGCCUACCUCACCCAGUCCUCCCAGCUGUACCUGGAGACCUGUCUCCCCUCCCUGGGCGACGUGUACUGCGUGUGCCCGUCGUUCCGCGCCGAGAAGUCGCUGACCCGCCGCCAUCUGUCCGAGUACACGCACAUCGAGGCCGAGCUGGACUUCAUCACCUUCACCGACCUGCUGGACCACCUGGAAGCCACCAUCUGCCGCGUCAUCGACCUGCUGCUGGAGGACCCGGAGGCGUCGCGCUAUAUCGCCACGCUGAACCCGGACUUCAAGCCGCCGGCGCGCCCGUUCAAGCGCAUGAAGUACUCCGAUGCCAUCGACUGGCUGCGUGAGCACGACAUUCCCAACGAGGAGGGCCAGCCGCAUUCCUUCGGCGACGACAUCGCCGAGGCGGCCGAGCGCAAGAUGACGGAUAUCAUCAACCAGCCCAUCUUCCUGACGCACUUCCCCGCCGAGAUCAAGGCGUUCUACAUGAAGAAGGAUGAGUCGGAUCGCCGGGUCACGGAGAGCGUUGAUGUGCUCAUGCCGGGCGUGGGCGAGAUUGUCGGCGGCAGCAUGCGUAUGGAUGAUUGGGAUGAGCUGAUGAGUGCGUAUAAGCACGAGGGCAUGGAUCCGAAGCCGUACUACUGGUACACUGAUCAGCGCAAGUACGGUACCUCUCCGCACGGCGGCUACGGUCUCGGCCUGGAGCGCUUCCUGGCCUGGCUGUGCGCCCGGUACACCGUGCGCGACUGCUCGCUCUACCCGCGUUUCACGGGCCGCUGCACGCCUUGA